Hippoglossus stenolepis (Pacific halibut) is the source of this 954-nucleotide messenger RNA. Its product is annotated as olfactory receptor 52E8-like. Gene Ontology annotation, cellular component: membrane. Gene Ontology annotation, biological process: G protein-coupled receptor signaling pathway. Lineage: Eukaryota; Metazoa; Chordata; Actinopteri; Pleuronectiformes; Pleuronectidae. The record is from RefSeq and is a predicted model, not a curated record. The transcript has a single exon. Gene Ontology annotation, molecular function: G protein-coupled receptor activity; olfactory receptor activity. The coding region runs from base 1 to 954 and encodes 317 amino acids.
AUGCUCUACACGAACGUGACGAGGAUCAAGGACUUCUUCAUCAUUGGAUUCCCCGGACUUUCACUGGACCUGUAUAAACCUGUGUCCGCCCUGCUGUUCAUCCUCUACCUGGCUAUAGUUGGAGGGAAUAUUUUCAUUUUAGUGUUUGUGAAAUGUGAAAGGGCUCUUCACAAACCCACAUAUCUGAUCUUCUGCCACCUCGCACUAACUGACCUAGCAUUUGGGACUGUUACUCUACCGAAGAUCAUAUCAAAGUACUGGUUUGAUGACGGCAUUAUUUCCUUUUACAGCUGCUUUGCACAAAUGUAUUUUGUUCAUGCUUUAGGCGCUGCUCAUUCCUUCAUCCUGAUGGUGAUGGCUCUCGAUCGCUUCAUUGCAGUCUGCGCUCCACUGCGUUACACAACUCUCUUGACAAACACCAAGGUUUCUGUUCUCUGUGGGAUAUCAUGGUUGAUGCCAGUAUCGUGGAUGGUGGGUGUAGUUUUCGAUGCUCUUACUUUGCCUUUUUGCAACUCAAACAUGAUAACUCAGUGCUAUUGUGACCAUAUCGCAAUAACAACACUCGGAUGCGAGAAUGUGCGAGAAGUGCAGCUGAUUGCGUUCGGUCUUGCCAUGUUCAGUUUGUUGGUGCCCCUGGGUUUUAUUGUAUUCACUUACUUUGUCAUCAUUGUCGCUGUAGCGCGUAUUUCCAGCUCUGAGGGCCGCGUCCGGACCCUGUCCACGUGCACGCCACAGCUCAUCAUCACACUUCUGUAUUAUAUGCCAAGAUGCUUUGUGUACCUGGCAAAUAAUGUGGGAUUCACGUUCAGUGUUCCCGUUCGCAUUGUUGUUGUAAUGCUGUACAGUCUUUUACCUGCUGCUGUCAAUCCAAUGAUAUACUGUUUCAAAACCAAGGCUAUAAAGGAGAACUUGAAAAGGAAAUUGUUAAAGAGGAAAAUAAAUGUUAGCACUUGA